AUGUCGUCGUUUGAGGGAGGCGGAGGCGGGGAGAAGAAGUACGUGGAGUUCUGUACGGGCGUUAAUGGCCUCGAUAAGGUCAUCCUGCGCGAGGUCCGUGGCCAAUCUGCUGAGGUUUACUUGAAUGGAGGUCAAGUUACAUCUUGGAAGAAUGAAUAUGGAGAAGAAUUGCUUUUCCUUAGUAGCAAGGCUGUUUUCAAACCUCCAACGGCAAUAAGAGGAGGUAUCCCCAUUAGCUUUCCUCAAUUUGGAAUGCAUGGUUCCCUUGAACAACAUGGAUUUGCAAGAAACACAGUUUGGACCAUCGAUAAAGACCCCCCUCCAUUUCCCACAGUUAGUUCCAAUAAGGCCUUCAUUGAUUUAAUACUUAAACCAUCUGAAGACGAUCCAAAGAGCUGGCCUCACAGAUUUGAAUUUCGGAUAAGGAUAACUCUGGGACCUGGAGGAGAUCUGAUGUUGACAUCCCGCAUCCGGAAUACAAAUACUGAUGGGAAACCUUUUACAUUUACCUUCGCCUAUAACAACUAUUUCUACCUCACCGAUAUCAGUGAAGUGCGGAUAGAAGGAUUAGAGACAUUGGAUUAUCUGGAUAACCUUAACAGCAGGGAUCGAGUUACUGAACAAGGCGAUGCCAUAACAUUUGAAUCAGAAGUUGACAAAGUAUACUUGAAGACUCCUACUAAGAUAGCUAUUUUGGACCAUGAGAGGAAGAGAACGUAUGUAUUGCGGAAAGAUGGACUUCCGGAUGCCGUUGUUUGGAAUCCAUGGGACAAGAGAGCGAAGGCAAUCGUGGAUUUAGGUGAUGAGGAGUACAAGCAUAUGCUGAUGGUAGGCGCUGCUUGUGUGGAGAAGCCGAUAACAUUGAAACCUGGGGAAGAAUGGAAAGGCAGGCAGGAGCUUUCAGCUGUUCCCUCUAGUUACUGUAGCGGACAACUUGAUCCACAGAAGGUGCUCCGUUUAGGCUAG
Linum trigynum is the source of this 966-nucleotide messenger RNA. NCBI's taxonomy places the organism in Eukaryota, Viridiplantae, Streptophyta, Magnoliopsida, Malpighiales, Linaceae. The record is from the annotation of a GenBank genome assembly.